CUCUACAGAGAGAGAAAAGAAUCUGAUUUGUAAUUUCCUAUGAGUGACAAUUUUGGGAAUUCUAACACCAAAACCUAAUUUUCCGAGUUCUUCAAAAGCUUAAUUGUCGUUGAAUACGAUCACUUGAAGAAGCUACACUCUAAAUCUAGGUUUUUUAUUUCUGGUCAGGAAUAUUGUCAUGCAAAAUUGUUUGUUAUGACUAUUGAGAGUUAAGGUGGAGAAGCCAACGUGUUAGAACAACAGGCAAGUUAAAAUGUUCUCUCUGUUUUAUGGACUCUGGAAGUACGUGUUCAGUAAGACGGAGUUUCAUGUUCUUAUUCUUGGAAUCGACAAAGCUGGAAAAACUACUUUAUUAGAGAAGUUGAAGUCGUUGUAUUCAAACGUGGAAGGCCUUCCCCCUGAUCGAAUUGUUCCUACAGUUGGUCUCAACAUUGGCAGGGUUGAAGCAUCAAAUACAAAGCUUGUUUUUUGGGACCUGGGAGGUCAGAGUGGUCUGCGACCAAUUUGGGAGAAGUAUUUUGAAGAGGCACAUGCUGUAAUAUAUGUAAUCGAUGCUGCUUCCCCAUCACGCUUUGAAGAUUCAAAAUCAGCAUUGGAAAAAUUACUUCGGCACGAGGAUUUACAAGGGGCACCUCUUCUGAUUGUAGCGAACAAACAGGAUCUUGCAGGGGCUGUCAGUGUUGAUGAGCUUUCCAGGUAUUUGGAUCUGAAAGAGUUGGAUGAGAGACAACACAUGUUUGAAGCUGUUUGCGCACACGAUGGGAGGGGAGUUAAACAGGGGAUAGACUGGCUAGUUGAAGUGAUGCAGAGAAGUAAGAGAACCGAAAGACUGAGAAUCCGUGCAGGUGUGUCGGGUCCUUAGCUUAGGGAGAAGGUCUUGAUACAAAAAGAUUAAAGAGAUUCGUUGUUGUGGUCUUACAUUUUGGCCUUUGCUGGAGAAAGCCAUUUCUGCUGCCAAUAUUACUUGUAUCUGUUAUUAAAAGAGCGGAAAAGUGGUUGAAAUGUUGCACCAUAUUUUGGUUAAAUGUAUUAGAUUUUUCACAUUUUUACAGCUUGAGAAAUAAACAAUAUUGAGUGAAAUCGGAUCUCUCUAUUAAAUGGU
Molecule: messenger RNA, 1102 nt
Organism: Papaver somniferum (opium poppy)
Lineage: Eukaryota; Viridiplantae; Streptophyta; Magnoliopsida; Ranunculales; Papaveraceae
Product: ADP-ribosylation factor-related protein 1-like
Exons: 7
Coding region: 254-862 (202 amino acids)
Biological process (GO): protein localization to organelle; intracellular protein transport; Golgi to plasma membrane protein transport
Cellular component (GO): Golgi apparatus
Molecular function (GO): GTPase activity; GTP binding
Source: RefSeq, a predicted model, not a curated record